This is a messenger RNA of Porites evermanni, 504 nucleotides long. NCBI's taxonomy places the organism in Eukaryota, Metazoa, Cnidaria, Anthozoa, Scleractinia, Poritidae. The record is from the annotation of a GenBank genome assembly.
AUGGCCAAAGUAAACACAGCUAAUAAGGUCCUACGUUUGAUCAAGAGAACUUGUGGUACUUGUACCCAACCCCAUGUACUGCUCAAACUAUACUUUCAUUUAGUCAGACCGCACGUUGAAUUUGCCUCCCAGCAGGUCUGGUCGCCACACCAGCAGUUUUCGAUUGACUUAAUUGAGAGAGUUCAGCGAAGAGCCACUAAAAUGAUCAUAGAGGACAGGCAUUGUCGAGAGAGACUUCAGGAACUGAAUCUUCUUUCCUUGGCCUCAAGGAGGCUCUUUAUGGACUUAGUUUUCCUUUUUAAAUUCCUGAUGGGCCUAUAUGAUUUGGAUCUGUCUUGUUAUCUUGUGUCUGCAGACAGUUCCACAUGUAAAUAUAACCUCAGACAUACUAAUUACCAGUUUAAAAUUAGAUAUGCAAGAACUAAUGUUUUAAAAUUUUCUUACUUCUUUAGAAUAGUAAAGUCAUGGAACUCUCUGCAUGCCUCUACAUUUAAGAAAAACUGA